Molecule: messenger RNA, 1894 nt
Organism: Myzus persicae (green peach aphid)
Lineage: Eukaryota; Metazoa; Arthropoda; Insecta; Hemiptera; Aphididae
Product: ubiquitin-like protein 3
Exons: 4
Coding region: 819-1193 (124 amino acids)
Molecular function (GO): protein binding
Source: RefSeq, a predicted model, not a curated record
AUUAUUAUAGUUACAGAUACAUUUUAUUAUUAUUACUAUUAUUAUUAUUGUUUUUUUUUUAAAUUUUAUUUUAUUUUCUCUUUUGUACGCCACUGACUGAUGUGAAUAACUUAUUAGCGCUGCGCUGGCUCCUCGCGUUCGGCUGGCUGGUGGUGGUGUCGUCCCGAAAGCGGAUUCUCGUCAAACAAUAAUAAAUAAUAAUAAUAAUAAUAAUAAUAGCAAUAGUAACGUAAUAUCAUAUUAUUAUUAUUGUUGUUAAUUUAUUGUAAUAUCCUCUGAGAUUUGUAUUUUGUGAGACAUUCGGUCCACCGCCGACGUUGUUCCGUACGUAUAACAAUUAUUUGUGACUCUUUCAUCGCAAUCGCGUCAAUAUGGCGUAGUGCGGCCGUCCGAUUUCGUCUUUGUCGCCGCCGCUGUCGUCGUCAAACCUCCGCCGUUAACGGUAUCGUCGUAGGUAGUUCGGUAGGUAGGUAACCGUCGCCGCCACCGUGCAGUGUCAGUGCGAUGUAUUAACGAAGCUAAUAAUAAUUACGAUACAUCAUAAGGUUGUUGUAUUUUACCUACCCGCAAAAAAUAAACAGUGCUAACGGGGUUCAGCCUUCGUUAUUCUAUAGUGCUUUUCCGAUUUCGAAAGCCUCGAGUGCUGCUGCUACCAAGUAGAUAAGACGUAACGUUUGUCGGUGGUGCUGUCGUUGGCGUGACCGUGACAAAGAAUUGUCCCUGUUCCAUGACUUCGACGGAUUAUUUAGCAACGAUCCGACAGCGGACAUCACCCGUAGUUACCUUGUAGCGCACUAACGUCGCUCGUCAAAACAAACAUGACUACAUCCAUCAGGUCCAUUCCGUCUGACAAGAUAAACCUCAGAUUGAUUCUUGUCAGCGGUAAAACUAAAGAAUUCAUAUUUAGCCCUAACGACUCGGCGGGUGAUAUAGCUCAAGCAAUUUUUGAUAAUUGGCCAGAAGAUUGGGCGGACGAAGCAGUCGAAAAAGCCGAGAUCCUCAGACUGAUAUAUCAGGGUCGUUUUUUACACAGCAACGUCACAUUGGGUGCUCUAGGACUUGUGCCAGCCCGUACCACUGUUAUGCAUCUUGUACCAAGGGAAACACUACCCGAACCUAAUUCACAAGAUCAAAGACAAAAAAGUAAAGGUGCAAGCAGUAGUUGCUGUUCAGCUGCCUGUACUAUAUUAUGAAUGUGUUCUACAACAAUGCAAAUAUUGUGUAUUUACUAUUUAGUAAAAUAAAUAAGUAUGCUUAAAAUGCAACUUUCAAAACAAAUGUGUAGUGAGUGGUCUCACCAUUUACCCAAUGAUGAAUUGUGACCAUUGGUGGGUUAAUGUUCUAUAGAUUUUUUUUUGACUUGUAUAUUUUCAGAUAUCCCCUCCAAAUUUUUUUUAAUUAUAAUUAUUUUUGUUUCUUAUUAACUAUAUCAUACAUAGGUCUAAAGACAAAAAAAGUAAUUAUACUUUAUAUUAGGUUUAUUAAUAUAUCACAGAUAUGACGCGAGUAUGAACCUGCUUCAUUUGUUGGUAUUUUAAUAAACUGUGUUCAAUUUAUAAAAAUUAACGCAACCAAUUUACUCUACCAUGAUAAUGGAUAACCGAACUAUCCUUUAUUUUGUAUUGUUGCAAUUCAUGAUGAAAAUUUGUAAUCUUUACUAUUAUAGGUUAUUUAGAUUUGUUCGGUCUUCCUUUAAUAACAAAAAAAAGAGUUAAUAAAAAAUAAAAAUAUUUUUAUAAAAAUAUAUAUGUAUACAUUUAAAAAAAAAAUGUUAUUGCACGGUAUAUGAUUACUGUUCUCCAUUUGUCUUUAUGAUGUAUGUUUUGUGUAAAUAGUAAUAUUCAUUCGUACAUUUAAAUUAUGUUUUGAAUUAUAUUUUUGGGAUAAAAGAAAU